AUGGAUCCAACCUCAGGAAAGGCGUCCCACAUCAAGGGCUCCAAUAAUCGGGAGCAGAGCGAAGACGAGUUGGAUCUACUUGACGUGGUAAGAGCUCGCAUUCAAGGAGAAGGCAAGACAGCCCCAACAGCUGCAAAUGGAGACGCUGCUUCAAGAGAGGUUGCUACCGCAGGCAUGGGAUCAAAGAAUUUUGCGACCAAUAAUUAUGGCAGCAAUACCCAUGGAGACUCAGCAGCUGCUGAAGCUGAUACAAAGGACACAGAAGGAAGACAGGAUGAGAAGAUUGCUGAGCGGCUGAGAAAUUGGCAAGCAGUCACAGACCUUGACGAAGCCAUUGGAGCCAAGGGAGAGGCACAGAGACACUUUCAAGCAUUUGCUGCUUUGGAUGAAGCUAUUAGCAAAGGUGCAACACGGCAGCAGCAGGAGAAUGCAAUGAAGGGUACCAGAGAAGAAAGACAGGAUGAGAAGAUUACAGAAGCAGAGCGGCUGAGAAAUUGGCAAGCAGUCACAGACCUUGACGAAGCCAUUGGAGCCAAGGGAGAGACACAGAGACACUUGCAAGCAUUUGCUGCUUUGGAUGAAGCUAUUAGCAAAGGCGCAACACGGCAGCAGCAGGAGAAUGCAAUGAAGGGUACCAGAGAAGAAAGACAGGAUGAGAAGAUUACAGAAGCAGAGCGGCUGAGAAAUUGGCAAGCAGUCACAGACCUUGACGAAGCCAUUGGAGCCAAGGGAGAGACACAGAGACACUUUCAAGCAUUUGCUGCUUUGGAUGAAGCUAUUAGCAAAGGAGCAACAUGGCAGCAGCAGGGUAAUGCAAUGAAGGGUACCACAAAAGCAAACCGCGCAAGUCAAAGCAUGGAUCUUGGUGCAUAUGCAGUACCGGUACCGGCAGCUGGGUUCGGUUCUGAACCAGCUGAUCCGCAAAGACAAGAUGCAGCUGCUAAUGGUGGCACAAGUCAAAACUUGGAUCCUGGAGCGUAUGCAAUUGGUGGCAUUGGUGCUGGAACUGCUGAUCCGCAAGUACAUGAAAUCGUGGCAAAUGAGAGUAAUGGUGAAAGCCAGAGCGGACUCCGAAGUUCUAGCUUGGCCGUGGCUUCUCCUGUUGACGACACUCCCUUUGCAGAAGAGGCUCGACAAGUCGGUGGUAGUGAUUCCGACCAGCAGAAAGAGUUCUGGCAAAAAAAUUGCCCCCUUCUACUUUUGCUCUUCCUCAUUGUUCUUGCUAUUGGAUUAGGCGUUGGCUUCGCAGUGAAAAACUCAAGAGAAACAGAGUCAGAAGCCAAAGUUUUUGCAUCAUAUUCACCGUCUCUUUCUCCGUCCUUUUCACCUACCUCAUUUCAAGACUUGGUAUUUGCUUCCCUGCCAGAAGAGACACAAGAGGAGAUUGGAACAGGUAAUAGUACAGCGCAAGCCAAAGCCUUUCAAUGGCUUAUGAAAGACCCCAACCUUCCCAAUCUUCCAGACUGGCGUAUUGUUCAGCGAUUUGCCUUGGCAGUAUUCUUUUAUGCCACCAAAGGGCCAGACCAGUGGAUCAACACAACAAAUUGGUUAAACUAUGGCCAACAUGAAUGUGACUGGUUUUCAUCUGGGGCAUAUUGCUACCUUGAAGAUUGUGAUGAGGACAUCAGUCCCUGUGGAGUCAACUUUACAGCUGAUAAUGCAGAUUCAUGGACAGGAGGCUGGUAUCUGGGACUCUGGAUGAACCAAAAUCAGCUAGAGGGAGUGUUACCCCCUGAGAUCUACCUUUUGACAUCACUUACCAGCAUUCAACUGUUGGGCAACAGCUUGAUGGGGGCAUUGUCGUCACGGGAUGACCAACUGUUGAACCUAGCCAACCUGGAGGUCCUUGACUUGAGUGCCAAUUUGAUAUCAGGAACCAUUGCCACAGAAGUCUUCUCUCUCCCUCGUUUGACUUAUUUGGGUCUGUUUGGGAAUGCGCUUUCCGGUACUCUUCCGUCAGAAGUUGGUGUUGCCAAUGUUUCACUGCUUGCUCUGGAGGAGAAUUUCCUUACUGGGAUCAUACCCACAGAAAUCCUGUUGUGUGAAGAUUUGCUCUACCUGGCAUUGGAUCACAACCUUGUCAGCGGAACCAUUGCAUCCGAGUGGGGGAACUUGCCAGUGUUGCAGUACUUUUAUGUGAGUGCCAAUGCACUCACCUCUAUGAUUCCAACAGAGCUUGGACGGAUUUCUACUCUCGAAGCUUUGGAUCUAGGUUCAAACCUACUUUCCUCGGAGGCAAUUCCCUCCGAGUUUGGUCAACUGAGCAACCUUGAGUUGCUGUUCUUGGAAAGGCUCUCUCUUGAAAUGAUCCCUGUGGAGAUAUGGCAGCUGACGACUCUGAGGGAUCUCUUUGUACAAAACAACCAGCUAACUGGCAGUGUCCCUACUGAGAUUGGGCUUGCAGCCUCGCUGGAAGUCGUAAUCAUGGGUUCAAACUUUCUAUCUUCAACAAUCCCAACGGAGAUUGGCCGUUUGUCUCAUCUGUAUGGGCUACUGCUGUAUUCAAAUGACCUAUCAGGUUCAAUACCAUCAGAAAUUGAAAGCCUACCGCUAGGAUAUCUCUGGGUCCACAACAACUCCCUCACUGGAACAGUGCCUUUGCUGGAGCCAAGCAUUUCCAGCCUAAAUCUGGAGGACAAUGUGCUGUUGUCAGGAAUUAUACCAGAGUAUUUGUGCAUGGCACCUGAUAUCGGCUUUGACUGUACCGAGUUGCUGUGCGGUUGUGAAUGUGCUUGUAACAGCCCAGCACACAAUCAGACCAAUCGCAGUGCUACAUGA
This is a messenger RNA of Seminavis robusta, 2778 nucleotides long. NCBI's taxonomy places the organism in Eukaryota, Bacillariophyta, Bacillariophyceae, Naviculales, Naviculaceae. The record is from the annotation of a GenBank genome assembly.